UUAGGUUAGGUGGUUUUGUAAACAGCAAGCGCUUCGCUGGAAAGAAAUUGCGAUAAAACGAACGGAUUGGAAGUGAGCGUGAAGGAUCCAGCCCCCCUUGGCCCCGCCAGCGCAGUUCACCAUGUCCAGCAUGGAAACCGACGACCUGAUCGAAGAGGACUCCGUCGUGCUGGUUUCGGAAGACGAUGGCACCUCGGACGGGAGCAACACGGAAGACGAGGCAACCGAUGACGAUGAAGACGAGGCCGAUGAGACCAUGGAAUCGAAACACAUUAAGCAGUACAUCGAGAUACUGACAAAGAUCGCUGGGGACAAGUACAACUACGACAACUACGUACAGCUGCUGGAUGUUGCACACGAAAUGAACGAUCUGGAGAAGAUCCGCCAGAGCGCGGAGAUCUUUGCCGCCAUGUUCCCACUGUCGCCGGACAUCUGGUUAAAGUGGCUCAAGAUUGAGGCAUCGCUUGCUACGACCGAUGAGCAAGUGGAGAAUGUCGAGAAGCUUUUCAUCCGGGCCCUGACCGACUACUACUCGGUGGAUGUAGCGACGGAGUUUGCCCGAUUGGCGAUGAACACGGCCAACAAAGAGAUUGCCGAGCGCAUCUGGAAGGUGCUCAUACCGACGUACGGUCUUCACACCACCAAAGGCCGGUCCAUCUUUGAGGCGUACCGUGAGGACGUGUUGACGAAGAACGGAGAUUCCGACGAGAGCUUCAACCGGGUUGCACGAAUUUAUGAGCAAGAGUUAAAGGUACCGCUGCGCGGUAUGGAAGAUUCCUGCAUCGAGUAUAAGCUGCUGUGCGAAAAGUACAAAUCGGUAUUGACCGAUCUGGAUGAGGAAAAGUUUGAACGGCGCUAUAAGCAAGCGAAGGCCGUACUGCAACGUAUGUUACCGCACGAAGAUGCUCUGGCGGCGCUGGCAUCACAUGAACACCAGCAACGUGCGGAACUGUAUCGCAAGUACAUCGCGGACUGUCGUACCGAGCUGGAUGACGAUGAGGUGCAAAUACUGUACGAACGCUCCGUCACCGAGUGUUGCCUGGAUGCGACGGUCUGGGUGGAUUAUGUGCGCUACCUGCAAAACUGUCCCCCCGAUUUGGACGAGAACGUUUCGCCCGUCUUUCGGCAGACCGCGUUGGAUCUGGUGAAUCGUGCGCUACGCAACUGCACGUGGAGCGCCGAGCUGUACGUCGAGAAGAUGCGCAUCGUGGAGCGUGAGCAGCAGAGCCGCUCGAAGAUGACGGUCGUAAAGAUCAUGGAGGACGUGGCAUCCGCCGGUCUACAGACGCCGGAAGCGUCGGUAAAGGUGUGGCUCGAGUAUUUAACCUUUCUCCGGCGGCACACGGACUUUAAGAGUGAAAAGGAGAGGGAAAUACUGCGGGCCAAUUUCGAUCUCGCCUGGAAUCAGCUCGGGCGAACGUGGGGUGUGCUCGCGGAUCCACAGUGCAAGAUCCUCCAGUUCUGGGGCAGGCUCGAGUACGAGGCGCUCGCUGAACCGAACAAGGGUCGCGAUCUGUGGCUCAGUGUGAUGGAAAGUUCCGAUAAUGCUACGAAAGCUGGGCUAUGGAUUGAGUUUACCGAGCUAGAAGUGAAGCGGAAUACGGACGCGGUACGAAAGCUGUACCGCAAGUCGAUCACCACGGUUGGGCUGGAUGAUCCGGAAACGCUGGCUGCCGCUUGGUUACGGUUUGAGCGCUGUAAUGGUACGCUCGAGCAGCUCGUCAGCUGUCAGGAGUUGUGUAACGCCACGAUCGAGAAGUACUACAGCACAUUCAUCAAGCCACUGCGCCCAGCGUCCAAGGGAGCGAAACAGAAGGCGGACGGAACCGCGAACAAAGAGGCAACGAGUGCUGCGACAACAGCGGCCGAUGGGUCAACGGGGAGGAAAAAUCUUAAGCGAACGCACGAUCAGGACUUUAAAGUGCCAGCCAUUCCACCAGCCAACGCCGGUAACGCACCAAAGGAUACCACGGACAAGGGCUCUAGUGGCGAAACAGAGGCAGACGGAUCGCCUUCGAAUGGUGAUGCCGGUGCCAAACGCGCAAAACUCAUCGAUCCGAGUCUCGAAUCGCGCCAGGUGUUCAUCAGCAACCUUAGCUUCGAGGCGACGGAACAGGACAUACGCAACGCAUUCCCGGAGCUAGCGAUCGAAAGUAUCGAGCUGGUGCUGUCCAGUUCUGGUAAAAGUCGUGGAUUUGGCUAUAUGUUACUGACGAACGAAUCGGAUGUUGCACAAGCGCUGAGCUUCGAUCGACGUCCACUCGCCGGUCGCCCGAUGUUCAUCUCGAACGUAGCCCGCGAUAAAGCUAACCGGCAGCAUCAGUUCAAGUACGCGUCGUCCGUUGAACCGAACAAACUAUUCAUCAAGGGCUUACCGUUCGAGCUGGGCAAGGAUGAGCUACAGCGACUGUUUGAACCAUUCGGUACCAUCCGCGACAUACGCAUCGUGUGCUUCCGGAACGGGCGCUCAAAGGGACUCGCUUACCUGGAGUACGAGUCGGAGACCGCCGCAAAGCGGGCCGUUCUCAAGAUGGAUCAGCACGUGGUCGAUGGAUUUACCAUUACCGUUGCCAUCUCGGCGCCACCACCGAAGAAAGCGGAUUCAGCAAAGAAUUCCAGCGCGUCGGGGGAUGACACCGCUGCUGGCACAAGCAGCGCAAGUCUUGGUUCCGGUAAACGGCAGCUUGCUAAAGGCGAUGUGAAACAGAAACUCUCAGCGAUGAUUCCUACUGCGGUACUAAAACGGACAGCGGUAGGACCACCUGCACCGAAUGCGGAAACGGAAAAGCCGAAAUCGAAUGACGAUUUCCGUAAACUUUUGCUUAAGUGAUGGGCAGCUAGUUAUUUUUUUUCACUCCCUCGCCCAGCGGGCUCCCAAAGAGAAACCAGUUUCAUUUUUUUGUCAAAAACAAACCUUUUCUCUGUCGUUCGUUAUCCUAAUUUGAAUUUGCGCCACUACAAUCCCCCGGUACUGGAGGGAGAGUUUUCGUAAUGUGUUUUUUUUUUGUAAUUUUGUUUUUUGCGUCUCACCACUGUCUUCGAUAAUCGUGCGUGUAGUUUUGUAUUGUCCAUACAGUUCCAUCUUUCCAACUUGCGAUAAAUGAUCAUUUGCCUGUUCUCACCCUUGUCAAUUCCUUCUUCUACACUCCAGCUGGUCAUACCUGGUAAGCGCUGUGACAAGAAUGAAGACGAAAAGGAAAAUAAAGCCGCUUCCAUUAGCCACGUGAA
Anopheles aquasalis is the source of this 3228-nucleotide messenger RNA. It is a transcript of the gene Rnp4F, whose product is annotated as RNA-binding protein 4F. Gene Ontology annotation, cellular component: nucleus. The record is from RefSeq and is a predicted model, not a curated record. Gene Ontology annotation, biological process: RNA processing. NCBI's taxonomy places the organism in Eukaryota, Metazoa, Arthropoda, Insecta, Diptera, Culicidae. Gene Ontology annotation, molecular function: protein binding; RNA binding.